Messenger RNA from Vicia villosa (hairy vetch), 861 nucleotides. Its product is annotated as glycine-rich RNA-binding protein 1-like. The transcript is spliced from 2 exons. NCBI's taxonomy places the organism in Eukaryota, Viridiplantae, Streptophyta, Magnoliopsida, Fabales, Fabaceae. The coding region runs from base 216 to 713 and encodes 165 amino acids. The record is from RefSeq and is a predicted model, not a curated record.
UUUUUCAACCAAAGUAAGAAAGAGCAUCGCACAUUCUUAGUUUCUUCUCACCCUUUUCUUCCUUAACCAAACUUUGAAAAUUAUUCAUAUAAAAACCCCACCCUUUUACCCUACCAUUCUACCAACAACACUACAAAACCUCUUUAUCACGCUCUAGAAUCUUGAAUUUCUUCAAACCCUAAUUCCCAAUUAUUUCCAAUCCCUUUUCAUCUAACAUGAACCUCAAAUUUCUUUCAUUGUUACUCUUCAUUAUUUCAGGUGUUCAAGUAAUAUCAACUCAAGAUUUUAAUAUCAAUCAACAACAACAUCACUUUAAUGGGAACUUAGAUGGAAAUGGAAACAUAGCGGACUCUACGAGGUUGAACCAUAAAGUUGCGAUUAUGGAAAGUAAUAAUGAAAACAGACAUGGACUAUCUGUUACUAUAAGAAAAGGAGGAGGAGGGGGAAGGGGAGGCGGAGGAGGCAGAGGAGGUGGAGGAGGAAGGGGAGGCGGGGGAGGAAAGGGAGGAGGAGGAAAUGGAGACCGAGGAGGAAGCGGCAGAGGAAGGGCGGUGGGUGGAGGAGCGGCUGCUGGAAUUAUCGGAGCUGGAGUUAUAGGUGGUUCAAGUGCCUAUCAUGGUACUCAUCACUCCAACAAUUCCGCUACAUCAUUAUCUGCCGUGCCUCGUGUUUGUGUCUCAGCAUUUAUUUUAUGUUUGAGUUUUUGGCUUUAAUCAAAUUGUUUCACUUCCACUAGUUAAGUGUCAUGUGUAAUUGAUUCUGUAUAGGCAUACAUUAAUCUUCUUUAUGUCUUUACUACUACUAAAUGUAUAUUUUUGCCUUAAUUAAUAUCAGGAUUGCUUGUGAAUAAGUUUGCUAUAA